AUGGCGACAACAACAGAAGGAUACCCAGUAACACCAGCACCGUUUCCAGCGCGCUCAAAGUCUGCUUCGUCAAGCAUACAGGGCAUGGAAACAACAGCAACGUCCAUGUCAUUCGCUGACAAGAUCCUCAUCACAGUCACCCAGCAAGGGCGCCUGGCCCAUUGGGUCCACGUGCCACUCGACAUCUCCGCGACCGACGCUUCGGUGACAUCACAAGCCUACCUCGACCGUGACGAUGAAGACCCAGCGUCCGAUCUGCUUCCUAUGCAUCAUCUCACCGCGACGACGAUACUGGGCGGCACAAUACCAGAGCUCGAAGUUCUUGGGCAGACCCUCGCGACGCAGAUCGCCAGUGCGAUUAAGACACAGAACGACAGGGAGACACGCAUGGUAGUGCUCGGCAUGGGUCUGGACAAAAGCAUGAGUGGGAGGACAGAGUUUAGUGAAUUGGUGGGGCUGGUAUUGGAGGUAUUGUGA
Messenger RNA from Ascochyta rabiei, 477 nucleotides. RefSeq lists its product as uncharacterized. Lineage: Eukaryota; Fungi; Ascomycota; Dothideomycetes; Pleosporales; Didymellaceae. The transcript is spliced from 2 exons. Gene Ontology annotation, biological process: proteasome assembly. The coding region runs from base 1 to 477 and encodes 158 amino acids. The record is from RefSeq and is a predicted model, not a curated record.